Messenger RNA from Microthlaspi erraticum, 225 nucleotides. The record is from the annotation of a GenBank genome assembly. NCBI's taxonomy places the organism in Eukaryota, Viridiplantae, Streptophyta, Magnoliopsida, Brassicales, Brassicaceae.
AUGGCCCUCGUUCCGCCACCUCAGCUUCACUCAAUCGACGAGUUAUCUGGAGACGACAUGUGGCUCUCGGAAACUGUGACUAUAGGAGCCAUUGUUCCCUUGAAAAUUCAUCGCCGUCUCUGUCUUCUUUUUCGAUCAGUUCUUCGUUUUGAGGUUUUCUCACCUUCGCUUCAGAGAAAAUUCACGCUGUUUUCAGGGCUAGUUUCUGCGUCGUCGUCUCUCUAA